AAAAAUAUAUGUAUUCCUAUGUUUAAUUUAAUAUAUCUAUUCACAAAAUCCCACAUGUCUAUAAAAAGAUAGAAACUGAACUCUAGAUCUAUAACCCUUUCUAUGGAAGCUCCGACAACAAGUCUCUCGUUGCCCUGGAAAACACGAAUAUUCCUUUAUCUAUUUAACACCGUAACUUAUGCAGCUAUACGACCAGACGGCACCGUCAACCGCCGUCUUUUCAACUUCUUUUUCUUCCGCAUCCCACCGGAGUCCAAACCAAUCAACGGCGUCAAGACAUACGACGUCGUCGUGGACCCAACUCGCCACCUCUGGUUCCGAGUAUUUGUCCCCACAGAAGACGCGAUAGAAGAUGUCCCGCUCAUCUUUUACUUUCACGGUGGUGGGUUCGCUUUCUUGGCCCCCAACGUUAAGCAAUACGACGUGGUGUGCCGCCGGAUGGCGAGAAAGGUGGCUGCGGUUGUUGUUUCGGUUGAUUAUCGUCUUGCACCGGAGUACCGGUACCCUGUGCAACAUGAUGAUUGCUUUGAGGUGAUGAAGUUUCUUGAUGUUGAAGAGAAUAGGUUAAAAUGGUUACCGGAGAAUGUGAAUGUUUCACGGUGUUUUCUUGCCGGUGAUAGUGCUGGUGGAAAUAUAGCUCAUCAUCUUGCUCAAAGAUCUUGUGAAUUUAAUUUCCAACUACUUAAGGUAAUUGGCGUGGUGGCGAUUCAACCAUUUUUUGGCGGGGAGGAGCGAACAAAUUCGGAAAAAGAACAUGACGGAAACCACUUGUCGUUGAGUCGAACAGACUGGUAUUGGAAUGUGUUUAUGCCGGAGGGUGAAGGCUACAACCGUGACCAUUCGAUCAUCAACGUUAGCGGUCCAAAGGCGAUGGACAUAUCAAAAAUGGAUUUUCCGACAACCAUGGUGGUUGUGGGAGGGUUUGAUCUUCUACAGGACUGGCAAAAAAGGUACUAUGAGUGGUUGAAGAAGUCUGGCAAAGAAGCAUAUAUGGUUGAGUACCCCAACAUGUGCCACGGUUUCUAUGCCUUCCCGGAAUUACCGGAAUCUGAACAACUUAUGUCGGAUGUCAAGGACUUCGUCCACAUGGUCUUAAAGAAGACAACUAAUUAAUGUAUUAGUUACUGAAUAUUAUUAUCUUUGAAGAAAUAAAGAUUUAUAAAAGUGGUCUUUUGCUA
Molecule: messenger RNA, 1178 nt
Organism: Helianthus annuus (common sunflower)
Lineage: Eukaryota; Viridiplantae; Streptophyta; Magnoliopsida; Asterales; Asteraceae
Product: probable carboxylesterase 18
Exons: 2
Coding region: 103-1113 (336 amino acids)
Molecular function (GO): hydrolase activity
Source: RefSeq, a predicted model, not a curated record